AUGGAAGAUUCAUGUAGAAACCUGAUUCUAGAGUAUCUAUUGCACAACUGCUAUGGCAAUACUGCGAAAGCCUUUAUCUCCGAUAUGCGGAAUUUAGACAUGCUCAACGUGAAUACAUCUAUCCUUGAUAAGAAUGGCAAUGUCAUUCAUAGUGCAUCAAACAAUAAUACUUCCGGUGUCCAUGACUGUAAUGGAAAUAUGCGUGAUCGAAUAACAGAAUCAGAUAUGGAGUGGGUGUCUUCAACGGAUAACGACACCAAUCAUGAACGGCCGGAUCACUUCAGCCGCCUCCAUGGGAUAAACAAUGUACAUAGCCAAGUUCGAUGGUCACAAUUGGAAGCACGGAAAGAUUUAUAUUAUGCGAUACAGAAAGGCGAAAUAGCGAAGGCUUUCGACUUACUGAAUGAGCAUUUCCCAGUGUUGACGUCGUCAGCAGAUGUCACGAACCGAAAAGUCCAAUUUCGGUUAAAUUGCCAAAGAUUUAUAGAAAUUGUACGAUUGGGAGAAACAUUGGAGGCACUCAAGUUCGCACAAACGACAUUGCGAGCGUUAUCAAACGAUCUUAAGAUCAACGGUACCCCAGAGGAAAUCGAAACGCUCUCUACUGUGUCCUCACUUAUCGCCUAUCAAAACCCUGAACAGUCGCCGAUUGCCAAAUACCUCGAUCAAUCUUACAGAGAUGAAACCGCCGAUAUUGUGAAUAAUGCAGUUUUAGAGUUGGUGGACCUGCCUGUUGAAACACGCCUGGAAAAAAUCGUCAAGCAGAUGACUGUGGUUCGAUCGGAAACCAGUGCAUUGAGCUCAAAAGAUGAAACCUCUACACCAUACGAUGACAUUGGUAACAUUUUACAGUUGUAA
This is a messenger RNA of Umbelopsis ramanniana AG, 858 nucleotides long. RefSeq lists its product as uncharacterized. NCBI's taxonomy places the organism in Eukaryota, Fungi, Mucoromycota, Umbelopsidomycetes, Umbelopsidales, Umbelopsidaceae. The transcript has 4 exons. Gene Ontology annotation, molecular function: protein binding. Gene Ontology annotation, cellular component: cytoplasm. Bases 1 to 858 code for a protein of 285 amino acids. The record is from RefSeq and is a predicted model, not a curated record. Gene Ontology annotation, biological process: cell surface receptor signaling pathway; cytoskeleton organization.